AUGAACACCUGCAUCAUCCUGCACAAUAUGAUUGUUGAAAAUGAGCGAGGGAAUUACAAGCUGAUGCAAGACUUGGAGUUUGACCAAGCCACGAUGGCAGCCGCUGAUGCCGCCAAGAUUGUGGUGCGUGCUGCAGCUGAUGUCGUCGAUGGAUCCAUUGCCGCUAUGGCGUCUCGGUCAGCGGCAUCUCGGAAUUCUCAACUAUUCAAGCAGCUACAGUCGGACCUUGUGACGCAUCUUUGGGCGCACAAAG
This is a messenger RNA of Aphanomyces astaci, 253 nucleotides long. RefSeq lists its product as hypothetical. Lineage: Eukaryota; Oomycota; Saprolegniomycetes; Saprolegniales; Verrucalvaceae. The record is from RefSeq and is a predicted model, not a curated record. The annotation marks the transcript as partial. The transcript has a single exon.